This is a messenger RNA of Echinops telfairi (small Madagascar hedgehog), 867 nucleotides long. RefSeq names its product ferritin light chain-like. Lineage: Eukaryota; Metazoa; Chordata; Mammalia; Afrosoricida; Tenrecidae. Gene Ontology annotation, cellular component: cytoplasm. Gene Ontology annotation, biological process: intracellular iron ion homeostasis; iron ion transport. The record is from RefSeq and is a predicted model, not a curated record. Gene Ontology annotation, molecular function: ferric iron binding; ferrous iron binding. The transcript is spliced from 4 exons.
AUGACUUCACACCCUCUGUGCACAACCCUCAGCAACUUCCCCCAUUUCAGGGGCUGGGACCCCCAGCUGCUGACUCAUGUCACACAAGCUACCUUCACCCUCACACGGUGUGAUCCCUACAUCCGGCUGGCCAUUAGGACAGCCCUGCAGACAACUGCAGCAACAGAGGGCCCUCUCUCGUGUCAGCAGGCCAAGACACAAAGCCUAAGCUUUUACACGGAGAUUAUCUUUAGAUUGCAGUCUUUGAAUUUCAUCAGCAAGUACUUCAAGUUGUCCUCACUUUUAGCAGAGAACACUGCUUUAUUUGGUGAAGCUGAGGCCGGCGUCCCCCGUCUGGUCAGCCUGCAUCUGCGGGCCUCUGACGCCUGCCUCUCUCUGGACUCCGACCACGACGAUGUGGCCUUGGAAGGCGGGACACGUCUUCUGCGAGCUGGUGAAGGUGAAGUGCUACGGGCCCAGUGUCUCUGGAAGCUGCAGCAGCAGCGCGGCGGCCGUGCCCUCCUCCAGGAUGUGCAGAAGGCGCCCCAAGAUGAGUGGGGCUGAACCCUGGACGCCACGGCAGCGGCCCUGGCCCUGGAGAAGACCCGCAACCAGGCCCUUCUGGACCUGCAGGCCGUGGGGUCCACUCACGCGGACCCCCAGCUCGGUGACUUUCUGGAGAACCAUUUCCUGGACAAGGAGGUGAAACUCCUGAAGAAGGCAGGCGACUACCUGACCCACCUCCGCAGGCCGGCCAGCCCCCAGGCCGGGCGGGGUCAAUAUCUCUUCAAGACCCUCACUCUCAAACACAACCAGGAGCCUGUGCCAUCCAGCCACCUUCGAGAGCCCCUCUGUGUCAUCCGGACAAGCCUUAGCACCUCUGCCUGA